UAUUUUAGUUGCCCAAGUCGAGUGCAGUCGUGUGGUAGUGAAAAAGAAGCACAAACAAAAAAAAACAGGCAGUGGCAAAAAGCGUUAAAUACACUUUCCAUAAUUAUCAUUCAUAGCUGAGGUCUUGGUUAUUUGAAAUUUUCGGAGUUUCCGUAGUUUUCAGCGCUUUGCAGACCAAAAUUUAAUGACAUUCGGAUUGUGCAAUGCGUGACUGCUGAUUAUAUAAGUCGCACAAUUGGCCAAAGUUCAAGUAUUCAAGUAGGUCUUUCUGUCGAACUGGAAGUUGCAAGUAAGCGAAAUUGAGGUUGUGUCAAAAAGCCGGCAAAAUUCGAAUAAUAUUUUUGCACGGGCGGAUUUUUGACAGGCGAACGCAAACAAGCUAUUGGGAAAGCAAGAACUACUAUUACGAAAAGAGCAACUAAAAGUUUCGCAGGAAAAGAGCAAUAGAAAGUGGAAAAUAGAAAGGCAAGAGUGCCGCCGGCAAGAGUGCCAGUUUAUAAAUAAAACCAGCGGGUAGGAAGAGAUCCGGGGUCUCUUCGGAAGAGUACGGGUAAACAAAUAACAAUGCCGGAGCCACUGGGACUUCUCUUUUCGACGCCGGAGACAAAGGCGAAGGCGCCCAUUAUCAAGGUGUCCUGCGGCAUCGGCGACACGGAUGGCUAUCCUGCCUUCGAUGUCGACUCGGAGGCGUACGCCACCAAGGACGACAGCAGGUGGGGAUUCCUCAUCACCGGCGGAGCGGAGUUCCACAUGCCGCUGACAGUCUUCCAGGUGACCCCCAGCGGCCUGGCCGAUAAAGCGGGCAUUCGCCUGGGCGACAUCAUACUCGAGAUUAACGAGGAGGACGCCUCGCAGCUGACACUGUCCCAGGCCCACGAGAAAAUCAACUCGACGCCCAAGAAGAUACAUUUCCUGCUGCGCAACAUGGACGAGGACGAUCCCAUGGGCCAGUUCGAGGCCGGAGAGGAGAAGUCGAUUGUGAUGCGGGUUCCGAAGCCUUUGCCGCCGCCCAGUGGACGCAUCCGAGCCAGCUCCAUUGAGAUGCGGCUUCUGGAGAUGCAGCGAAAGCUGUCGGCCAUAGCCGAAAUACCGAGAAUCCUGUGCUCCACCUUGGCCACCGUGUCGCAGAGCUUUGGCCGGAUGAGUGAUUCGGAGGUGGACGAGGACGAGGAGGCCUAUGUGCAGCGAAAGUUCUCCUACGACGAGGAUGCCCUUGACUUCGAGCUGAGGGAUGGGGAUCAGGCGGGUGACACUGAGAGUGACGAGGAUGAUUUGGUGCAGGUGCAGGAGGACGAUGAUGAGCAGGAGGAUGUCCCCAAAGGUGGCAGGCAAUCAAAGCUGCUGAAGGAUGUUACCCCGGAAUCGGAUUAUGCAUCGGAAGCCAAUUAUCCGGUAAAUGAGGCAAGCGAUGACACGGAAUCCGAUGACGAGGAAGAGCCUGCCAGCACGGUUUACUUUAUGAGACUGCCAGCGGCACCAGCCGAGGAUACGUAUUCCUCCACGGAGGACGAAGAUGACAGCGACUUCUUGAACACCACCUACACCUGGAACCUCCGCAAUGUGCCCAAGCUGCGUAUUAACGAUGCCGAGGCCGAAGGUGAACUGCCAGUGGGACAUCAGGCGAAGGAGAUGCCUCAGGAGAAGCAGCCGAGGGAGAAGGAGCCUUUCAUGGAGAAGGAGCCUUUCUUGGAGCCGGAGCCACCAAAGGUGCGCCCGGCCACGCCCACACCGCAGGCACCUUCCCAAGAGUCUGCUGAAGGGCAGACACAAAAGCUGCUCUUCAGACUGGAUAAGCUGGAGCGAUCUUGGCCCUGGGCGGACCGUGAGAAAAUCAUAUACAAGCAAUCCACGUGCCAUUUGGUGGCACGAAAGCCACUGGGAUUGGUGGGGCAGCGGAUGCAGCUGCUGCUCAAGGACAAAAAGGAGUAAAUUCGUAGAGGGAGCAAGGAGUCGACCCCUCGUUAAACAGUUCCUGCCAUUAGCCUAAGUCUAACCCAUGGGGGGAACAACCCGACAUCGGAGUGUGGGUGUGAAGCGGCCAACUUUUAAUUGAGUUCAUUAUGCAAAUACACAGGCGACAACAGCAGCCUCAACUUUAGCAGCGCUUCAAUUAAAAGCCGCACACCCAGGCGUAUGAGAAACUCUAUUCAAACACACUUCACACCCAGCCUUUCACUGGGGCAAAAUUUUUAAUUAAAGUGCACUCUCCCGGAUGCCGAAAAAUCACUGUCAAGUCAAACGCGCAGCCAGAGUCAAAAUCAAGACAAAACCACAACCGAAACCCAGACCCAAACCAGACCAAACCCAGCUCUCCAACUGGCACUUGCAACUUGGCCAGGUUUAUGCAUUAUUUGCGACCCGACCCACCGCACCAUAAAUUCCGUCUGAAGGCCAACGGAAUGCACUUAUCCCUCCGACAACAGGACGUGCGAGUCACGCAGGAUACAAGGACGGGCGAUGACGAUGCCAAAAUUCCUUGAGAUUUACCUUUAUUUUAGGGCUUUUGCCCAAGUAUCACUUAAAAACCAGCCAAGUUCGUUUCAUCUUUUCGAAAUUAAACGGUUUUAUUAAAUUGUAUUUUAGGUUGAAGCUCAAACUAAAA
Drosophila subpulchrella is the source of this 2602-nucleotide messenger RNA. RefSeq names its product PDZ and LIM domain protein 7. NCBI's taxonomy places the organism in Eukaryota, Metazoa, Arthropoda, Insecta, Diptera, Drosophilidae. The coding region runs from base 565 to 1929 and encodes 454 amino acids. The record is from RefSeq and is a predicted model, not a curated record. Gene Ontology annotation, cellular component: filamentous actin; adherens junction; Z disc. Gene Ontology annotation, molecular function: muscle alpha-actinin binding; actin binding. Gene Ontology annotation, biological process: actin cytoskeleton organization; muscle structure development. The transcript has 6 exons.